ACCUGCAAGAAUACAUGGAGUGGAGUUUUUCAAUUUUUCCCGUUUUCCGGGUUUUUCCUAGAUCGUUGAAUUUUUCUCGUAUCAGUUCACUUCUCUUUUCUCUCAUCUUUUAUUUAUCAACCAUUUGCGUUUCCCGCACCUGAAAAAGUGAAAGUGUCACUCAUUCUCCAAGACGUUAAUUCCAUUUUGUGGUUUAUUCUAAGAUGAAACCAAGCGAAGCUUUCUAAUUUACUCAACUGUGUUUUAGCAUUGAAGUAACGUCUCAAGCAACAUUUGGUCAUCCUCUGUAAUGAUGGAUGUAGAAAUCAUUGAUGAUACUCCUGACAAUCAAUCAAAUGGAAACAGUACAGCAGCAACCCAGAGUGUUAUGGACUCAGACCAAGAAAAAUUAAUAUCAGAAGCGCUAGCUAAUGUAAGCUGGCCGUCCAAUAUCAGAAGAACCAGACACCGUGAACAUGCCCAAGCCUUAAAAUUAGGACUCACAUCAGCCACAGAUAAGUUUCUUCAUAAUUUUAAUCCAGAAAAUAGCAAUCGCGAAAGGAGGAAGUUAACAAGAAAAUUGGUCCAAAAUAACAAACGUGCAUAUGAUGCAAAAGGAAUACUGCUUGUAUGUAACAAAGAUUUAUGUGAUUGCCUCAAUGAGAAAUGUCCUGGUUGUUUCUUUCCAUGUCCAAAAUGUAGAUCCUGCAAGUGUGGACAUGAAUGCAGGCAAUUCAGGAAGUGGAUCUACGAAUCAGCUGAAAUUCAAGGCACAAAAAGUGUAAUUCAAAAUCCAUACAAAGAUCUACUCAAGAAGAAUCCCUAGGAAUUGAUAAACCAGAUAAGAUUCUACAUUUAUAAUUCCUGUCUUUUGUACUUUCCUUCAAAAGGCACAUUUGUUCUUUCUCACCAUCAGUUUCACUGUUUUCGAUUUGUAUCGCAAAUUCGAUUGCAUGUUUAAAUAAGACAUAAUGGUGUGAAGACCCAUAUCUAACAUCUCCAUGACAGCGGAAAGAUUUUAUCUGUCAUUUCAUCUUUCAGUCCCUAUCAUGAAAAGGGUUCAGAGUGUCCAGGAAAAGUAUUCUGCGGGGAAAGAGAAUCCCCAGGAGAGUUCUAGAUUCUUUCCUGUAACUGAGGCGUUUUAGAGUUGAAAACAGAUGCAAAAUAUAUGAAGCAACUCGUUAACAUUAAUAUGCUAUCCUAAUUAAAGAUCGCCUAAAAUUUCUUGUGAGUAGGACAAUCAGAAGAGACCCAAGGAAUGUUGACAUUGUAAGUUCUUAGGAUAGGUUAUCAGAGCAUGAACUUUUCUACAGGAAAAAUCAUGGACUUAAGUAUUUAAGAGGAUCAAGCAUCUAAACCAAAAAUUCAUGGGACCAUCCUUAAUUUAUGCCAAGCGCUUAAAAGGAGGAGAUCCAGAAGUCCCUGAUAGAUGCUUGACAGUAAGAACACUUAUCUCAGAUUCAAGACCAAAAACGCAGUUUGAAAAUUCGAAAAGUAAAGAAAAGAGAAAAGAUUGAAAAAUAAUCUUGAGCAGUUUUUUCUCUCUUUUUUUGAACGAGAAGGGAGUCAGUGUAUUUUGUUUGGUGUAGUUAUUAGGAGUUUAGAGGUUCCUGAAAAGAGGAGGGCAUUGAUGAAUCGGAAUAACUUCCCAAGCUUGAUAUAUUUAGUCAACAGUCCUUUCUGGAAAUGAAACUAGUUUCAAAGAAAUCAAAAUUAAAAAGGAGAAAUAAAGUUCAAAGCUUGUCAAUUUAAAGUUAAGAUUUGCUAUGGGCUGAAGAUGGCAUUGAUUGUGUGUGCCUGAAGAACUUCGGAGUUGUAAAUAAAAUUUUACAGUAUAAAGGAAAAAAUUCUUCGAAAAUAAUUUACUUUCUUUCGCACUUGCUUUCAUGAAACAUCCAUAUGUAAAAUAUUAUGGAUCAACUGCAAAUUUAAAUAUAUUAAUCGUGGUGUUUAGAUCUUCCUAAAAUGUAUUUGGUUUUUCUCCGAUUUCUCUCUUUUUCAAAAAUUAAAAAUUAAGGUUUGAUCAAGAUCUAAAUAUUAUUUCCACUGAGAUGGCACUCAAUGUUUGAAACUAUGUUCAAUUGCUAUGUUGCAAUUUGUGACCAAAAAAUUUGCUAAUGUGAUUAGAAUUUUUGCAUUUCCAUGAAAAAUAAAAAUGCAUCUAAAUAAAUUAAAGUCAGUCCAUUGUUUUUACCCUUUCAUAGAAUUUGAUCGAUCAACAUUCAUACUCACUUUUUGACCAACUGAAGGCUGCUUUUUUUUGAGUAGAUUACCGUCUACCUGUUUUAAUUUUUAAAGGUUUAUUGUGAAUCUCUGAUUUUUGAUGCCUAUGAAAGUAAGUUUAAACGAGAUCUUUUAAUGGUUGCCCCUAUCAUUUCUGAACAAUGAUUUAAAUGGCAAAUUUUGAAUGGUAAAAAUUCUCAUCCUAUUAAAUUUUUUCAAAUAAUUCUAGAGCCAGAAUGGUGAAAUUCAUCAACUCAUGUCAAUAUUAAUAAGCUCUGUUGCCUAAUUUCAAAGCUGAGUUUUAUUUAUUGUGAGUGUUGUGAUAAAUUUCAUGCGAGCAUAGCCAUAGUCACUACUUCUAAAGACAAACCAUUCUUGCGCAUUUAUCGGGAAGGGAUCUGUAUUUUCACUGCAUCCCUGAAUCAACAGAUCUAAAAGAUAUCAAGGAACCUCUCAGAGGAAAUGAAUUUGGAACUUUUAUGACAAGUCUAUAUAUUCAUGUGCUCCUGAACCAAUAAAUCUAAUAUAUUUUGUAAAUAA
This is a messenger RNA of Bemisia tabaci, 2742 nucleotides long. RefSeq names its product ARL14 effector protein. NCBI's taxonomy places the organism in Eukaryota, Metazoa, Arthropoda, Insecta, Hemiptera, Aleyrodidae. Gene Ontology annotation, cellular component: intracellular membrane-bounded organelle. The record is from RefSeq and is a predicted model, not a curated record.